ACCCCAGAGACAGCUCAAAUUAAUUUCCCCUCAAUGAAGCAAAUUGCGUUGAUGUCCGCCUGCUUUGUCAUGUAACGCUAACCUAACGCUGCUUUAUAUGUAAACGUGCAUAAAAGGCCCAAAGCGCUAAGACUGCUUUUUCCAACACUUGUUGGCUUUGCAAGCGAGUCAGGUCUGUAACACAGGACCCACAGCACUGCACGCCAGACUCCAUUUGGAUCGCUCACAAACUGACGCCGCUCCUCGGAUAACAAGCUAAAGCUUUUGCUGCAGUUCUUUCACAACAAGAUCAACCUCGGGAAUAUUUAGUGGCAACUUCUUUCGGUCUGUGUGCCAAGAUGGGAAACGGACUGUCGGAUCAUCGCUCGCUGCUCCCCUGCCUCCCCUGCUUUCAGGCUCUUCACAUUGUCAUUCUAGGACUGGACUGUGCAGGCAAGACCACUGUGCUGUAUCGCCUGCGUUUCAAUGAGUUUGUGAACACUGUCCCGACCAAGGGAUUCAACACAGAGAAGAUCAAAGUGUCUCUUGGAGGCAGCCGUCGGACUGCGUCUUUCCACUUCUGGGACGUAGGCGGCCAGGAGAAGCUGCGGCCUCUGUGGCGCUCGUACACGCGCUGUGCUGAUGGCAUUGUGUUUGUGGUGGACUCGGUGGAUGCCGAGCGCAUCGAGGAAGCCAAGGCAGAGUUGCACAAAAUCACACGGCUGGCAGAGAACCAGGGUGUGCCGGUCCUUGUGGUGGCUAACAAACAGGACCUGCGCAAUUCUCUUAGUUUGCCUGAGAUGGAGAGCAUGUUGUCUCUAGGUGAGCUCAACACUGCCACACCCUGGCACCUUCAGCCUGCUUGUGCCAUUAUCGGCGAGGGGCUGCAGGAGGGACUGGAGAAGCUCCAUGCCAUGAUCAUGAAGAGGAGAAAGGUGCUGCGGCAGCAAAAGAGGAAGAGAUGAUGUGCUAGUAGAGGAACUACAAACUAUGAGCAGAAUCUAAAGCUGCACAAGUACGGCUGAAUACAACACUGGGUUUAGCUGGAACAGUGAUACCCAUUCUGUCAGUUGCCCCUUUUUGUUUGGGUCUGUUCCUUCAACUGAAAUGGCUUAAAGUUAGCCGGUGCUCCCACUGAGGACAGUGCAAUGGAUUCUGAAUGCAAACAGUCAUUCUAAAGUUAGUGCAGCAAUACGCCGAACUCUCAAAGAAGGACAAAAAGCUUUUGUUGUGUUUAUUUGUUGAAACAUGCGCUGUACCAACUUAAAAACAAUCAAAUAAGUCUCGAUCGUGUAUAUUCCACCAAAGCUCUGAAAGUUGACAACGACUCACUAAGUACAGAAUCACUACUGACUCCUAGAAACAGCGUCACGUGUCACAAUCGCUACAGUUGAAUAGAAGCUAUUUUUCAGAGGUGCGCCUGUGUUCCUGCUGACACGUCUCGAUGACAUGACAAGAGUACACUUACACUAAUUGAUUCUCAUCAUCUGGCUACUGUUUAAACAUAACAGUAAUCUGAUUCUUCACUUGACAGCAGUGUCAAAAGACCAAAAUGUGACUCAUGUGAGUUGUUUUCUUAGCAUGAGGCUGCUUUUCAAUCAACUGCACCAAAAAAGGGCUUUAUAUACUCUCUGAUAUUAGUUUAUAUUACAAAAUGUAGUCAAUAAUUGACGUUAGUGCUCAAAUAUUUAAAGCUAACAACUAUAACUACUGUCAUAAAAAACCACAGUGAGAAGUCAGAGUCACACUUGGAGUAAGAUGACAAUCAGUCAGCAUUAUACUUUUUGAUAUGCAAGUGUCAUCUGCAUUGCUGCUAAGAUGUUCGUUUUCAGGUCACCAGCCACAUUUCUUCAUUUAUUAAGUUCUUCAGGGUCAUGUCUCCUUGUAUUGCAGAACAUAGACUGGACCCACAUGCUUUACUUGCAUUGUUGUAACGUCUAAGCCCGUCCUGUGAUUACUGUGCCACUGUCAGUGCUGCUAACAUUGGAUAAAAACUGUGAUGUUAAACGUCAUCUGAGAAUUUAUUUUCAUGUUCAGUGAGUAGUGAUUGUUUCUUGUUUUUUUACUUCCUUUCAUGUUUGGAAUUUUUGUUGUAAGGCAUUAAUAAUACACUUUUAAAAAGUAAUGCUCAAGUACUUUUUUGGACAUCGAUUAACAUGAUCAGAGUGGAAGCGUCGAAGCGUUUGGGUGUAUGUAACUGUCAGUGAGAUAAAAGGCUGAGCAGUUCUUACUGAUUGAGUUAAGGAUUCGCAGCCACCGGCUUUUGCACGUCUCAGUGCUAUGAACGCGAGCUUGUUCGCUUAUUCAAAGGUAGCCUAACGAGGCUUUACAAGUUUACAAUUUGGUAACUUUGUGGGGAAAACAGAAGCAAACUCGGUGUCACUGGUUCCAGCUGCACCACAUGUGCUGUUGAAGGUAAACGUGUUAUCGUGUGUCCUUGUGUGUAAGCAAAUGGGUUGUGUAGCACCAAACUACAGGACUGCAUCCAAAGUCGGGGUGCCCAUGGAUGACCGUGAUGGACAAUUAUUUGCUAUAAAACACGACUUUGAUUCCACUUCUUCAAAGGAAGGGAAUUGUACAUCAUGUGUUCAGUUAUACUAAUAAAAGUACAUUUGUAAAUC
Pundamilia nyererei is the source of this 2600-nucleotide messenger RNA. It is a transcript of the gene arl4ab, whose product is annotated as ADP-ribosylation factor-like 4ab. NCBI's taxonomy places the organism in Eukaryota, Metazoa, Chordata, Actinopteri, Cichliformes, Cichlidae. Gene Ontology annotation, molecular function: GTP binding; GTPase activity. The transcript has 2 exons. The coding region runs from base 339 to 944 and encodes 201 amino acids. The record is from RefSeq and is a predicted model, not a curated record.